AUGUCAAAUGUGGACACAUCAAUCGGCACGCGUACCACGGGUGCCGCAGCCGACUUCGCAGCAAAGCACUCGGAAGAGCACCCAUUGAAGCUCUACGGCGGCUGGUUCUGCCCCUUUGUCCAGCGAUCAUGGAUCGUCCUCCACGAAAAACAGAUUCCCCACCAGUACAUCGAGAUUAACCCGUACAAGAAGGAUCCCGAGUUCCUAAAGAUGAACCCUCGGGGGCUGGUCCCGACCUUGGCCGUUCCCGUGGAUGUGAAGGGCAACGAGCAACGACCGCUCUACGACAGCACUGUGGUUUCCGAGUACCUUGAGGAAGCAUAUGCCGGGAACAACUAUGGGCCGCACCUUCUCCCGGAGGCGGCGUAUGAUCGUGCGAGGUGCCGGUUGUGGAUCGAUCACAUCAACUCUCGCGUCGUGCCGGCAUUUUACAAAUUUAUUCAGCACACUCCAGAGAAGGAGUACAGCAUCGAAAAAGCACGUGAUGAGUUCUUGGGUCACAUCAAAACUUUGACUGCACAGAUGGAUUCCGAAGGUCCCUGGUUCUUGGGAAAGACAUUCAGUCUCGUGGACGUGAUGAUAGCCCCUUGGGCCAUGCGUCUGUUCCUAUUCGAUCAUUACAAGCCAGGAGGACUUGGGAUCCCCUCUGAAGGGGAAGGCGGCGAUGAUGAAGCGGUAUGGAAGAGGUGGAGGCAAUGGUACGAUGCUAUCAAAGAGAGGCAAAGCGUAAAGGAUACGCUAAGUGACGGUGAUGCCUAUAUUGAGGUGUACAAACGGUACGCUGAGGACAAGACCAACUCGGGGGUGGGACAGGCAACAAGAGGUGGAGGAAAGUUGCCUUGA
Colletotrichum lupini is the source of this 843-nucleotide messenger RNA. RefSeq names its product glutathione S-transferase. NCBI's taxonomy places the organism in Eukaryota, Fungi, Ascomycota, Sordariomycetes, Glomerellales, Glomerellaceae. The record is from RefSeq and is a predicted model, not a curated record. The transcript has a single exon. Bases 1 to 843 code for a protein of 280 amino acids. Gene Ontology annotation, cellular component: cytoplasm.